Messenger RNA from Cynoglossus semilaevis (tongue sole), 1360 nucleotides. Its product is annotated as complement receptor type 1-like. The annotation marks the transcript as partial. NCBI's taxonomy places the organism in Eukaryota, Metazoa, Chordata, Actinopteri, Pleuronectiformes, Cynoglossidae. The transcript has 9 exons. The record is from RefSeq and is a predicted model, not a curated record.
AAUGGCUGGGCCGGACGUAUUCCUGUCUGUGAAGCUGUGGUGUGUGACGAACCUGAGAAAACCAAUGCAGAGCGGAGCGACUUCCAGGAGCCUCCUCACACCUACAGGAAUGUGAUCCACUACCAGUGUCGCAGUGGAACACUGGUGGGAAAAGAGGAGAUCUGGUGCACCGAAAAUGGGAGGUGGAGCGCCCCCCCUCCUCACUGCGCAGAAGAGGGAAUAACCUGCCCUGCUCCUUUGGUGGCCAACUCUGUCAUGAUUGGUGGAGAGGUUCCUCCGUACCAAGUUGGACACAAAGUGACCUUCACCUGCAGACCAGGUUUCCAUCUAACUGGGUCUGAACACAUCACAUGUGGGUCACUUGGCAUGUGGCAGCCCAAGCUUCCACGGUGUAUUCUUCUACCAAUGUCGACCGAGGAGCCCUUCUACGACGUAGAACUCCCUCCUGCAGGGGGCUGUUCGAGGCCAGCAGCAAUCAAAAACUCCAAUGCAGACCUUACAGAGAAGUACAUGAUGAGGAAGACCUUUUCAUCUGGUGACCAAGUCCAGUACAUGUGUAAUGUUGGAUAUGCUCCAGCAGGGGGCAGCAGCUACCGCACCUGUAGGAACGGAAAGUGGACAGGACUGUUCAUGAGAUGUGAACGCAAGAUGUGCGGUACAGCAGGAGAGAUCCUGAAUGGAGAGUUCUCCUACACUGGAGUAGAGUUUGGAGACACGGCCACAGCUGUCUGUAAUAAUGGAUACGUUCUUGUGGGACAGAAAACGAGGAACUGUCUGAGUAAUGGCUGGGACGGACGUAUUCCUGUCUGUGAAGCUGUGGUGUGUGACGAACCUGAGAAAACCAAUGCAGAGCGGAGCGACUUCCAGGAGCCUCCUCACACCUACAGGAAUGUGAUCCACUACCAGUGUCCCAGUGGAACACUGGUGGGAAAAGAGGAGAUCUGGUGCACCGAAAAUGGGAGGUGGAGCGCCCCCCCUCCUCACUGCGCAGGACUUGUCAGGAGUUUAAGGAGGACUUGUCCUCCUCCAAACGUGGCCAACGCCUACUGGACUCACUCCCAUUAUCCCUGGCAUCACUACGGAGACGUCAUAUCAGUCAGUUGCACCCAGGGCUACGUUCUGACUGGUCCCAGCGCAAUUUCCUGUGGCGUCGAUGGCCAAUGGUCACCAGUGCUCCCUGAAUGUAAAAGCAGAAAAUAAUCACUGCUGUUGCUGCGAUGUCACCUGACAUUUAAGGCAGGAAAAUAUCAACAAAGAAGUAACCGAUCACAUACUGUAUAUUGGAAAAGUAAUCACACUGUUAGCAGUAGUCUGCUCCUCAGCCGUCACGGUAAAAACAAUAAAAGUAGUUGGACAUGAA